Molecule: messenger RNA, 3033 nt
Organism: Dacryopinax primogenitus
Lineage: Eukaryota; Fungi; Basidiomycota; Dacrymycetes; Dacrymycetales; Dacrymycetaceae
Product: FTHFS-domain-containing protein
Exons: 7
Coding region: 1-2895 (964 amino acids)
Biological process (GO): tetrahydrofolate interconversion
Cellular component (GO): cytosol
Molecular function (GO): methylenetetrahydrofolate dehydrogenase (NADP+) activity; methenyltetrahydrofolate cyclohydrolase activity; ATP binding
Source: RefSeq, a predicted model, not a curated record
AUGGCCACACCUGCAGAGGACAUCCAGCAGCCCCAGUCAGCACUCACCAAGGACCCAUCCAUCCACGCAAAGGUCAUCGAUGGCACAGCUGUAUCAAAGUCAAUCAUCGCUAGCGUCGUCGCACGCAUCAGUCAGAAGCAGGCGAGGUUCUCCUCAUUCCAACCACGUCUCGCCAUCGUACAACGUGGAGCUCGUGCAGACUCGGCUGUCUACGUCCGCAUGAAGGCAAAGGCUGCGGCCGAGUGUGGAUUCGCGUUCACCCACAUCCACCUCCCCGCUGAUGCGACCGAAGCAAUAGUCACCCAAGAGGUCCAACAGCUCAACGAUGAUCCCAAGGUAUCUGGUAUCCUCGUCCAGCUCCCACUUGGCGAGGGUAUCGACGCUGAGGGAGAACGCCGCGUCACCGAAGCGAUUACGCCCGAGAAGGACGUCGACGGCUUCCACGCCCACAACAUCGGCAAACUUGCUUCGCGUGCGUCCGACCCACUCUUCCUCCCUUGCACCCCUGCUGGUGUGAUGCGUCUCCUUGAUGAGGCAAAGGUAGAGAUCGCGGGUUCUCGCGCGGUCGUCCUCGGACGUAGCGAUAUCGUUGGCAGCCCCGUCGCAGCCAUGCUCAGGCGGCGGGAUGCGACCGUCACCCAAUGCCACAGCCGUACCAAGGGACUCGAGUCUAUCAUUAAGGAAGCUGAUAUUCUCGUCUGUGCAAUUGGCAAGGCCGAGUUCGUCCGCGGCGAAUGGCUCAAGCCCGGAGUCGCGCUCAUCGACGUCGGGACAAACUAUAUUCCAGGCGAGUACCACACUAAGAAGUCUGGUCAGCGUUUGGUGGGUGAUGUACACUUCGCGUCCUGCGCGGUCGUCGCUGGAUACAUCACCCCGGUCCCUGGUGGGGUAGGUCCGAUGACGGUAGCCAUGUUGAUGGAGAACACGCUUGUUGGUGCUGAGCGCCAGUGGGAGGCUGAGCGCAACCGCAAGGUUAUCCCUCUUCCUCUCGAUCUGCUUGAGAAGGUACCCAGCGAUAUCGAGAUCGCAAUGGCGCAGACCCCGAAGCAGAUCACCAAGCUUGCCCAUGAGAUUGGUGUCCUGCCUUCCGAGCUGGAGCCUUACGGUUCGUACAAAGCGAAGAUUGACCUCAGCAUUCUAGACCGUCUUGCUUCCCGCAAGAACGGCAAGUAUGUCAUUGUCGCCGGUAUCACCCCUACCCCACUCGGUGAGGGCAAGAGCACAACUACGAUCGGGCUGGCGCAAGCGAUUGGCGCACACCUCGGGAAGCCUAGUUUCGCCUGUGUGCGUCAACCCAGUCAGGGUCCUACGUUCGGUAUCAAGGGUGGAGCAGCCGGUGGAGGAUACUCCCAAGUCAUUCCCAUGGACGAGUUCAAUCUCCACUUGACCGGUGACAUACAUGCUGUCACAGCCGCCAACAACCUCUUGGCCGCCGCGCUCGACGCACGUAUGUUCCACGAAGCCACCACCCCUGACAAGUCCCUGUACACGCGUCUCGUGCCUACUAAGAAAGGUGUGCGUGAGUUCGCCCCGCUCAUGCUGAAGCGUCUGGAGAAACUCGGCAUUAACAAGACCGACCCGAAUGAUCUUACACCCGAGGAAGCGCGCAGGUUCUCUCGACUGGACCUGGAUCCUGAGACCAUCACCUGGAAUCGGGUGCUUGAUGUCAACGAUCGUUUCCUGCGCAAGAUCAAGAUCGGCAUGGCCGAUACGGAGAAGGGCCACGAGCGGAUCACUGCCUUCGACAUCUCUGUUGCUUCUGAGACCAUGGCCGUCUUGGCUCUCACCACCGAUCUGGCAGACAUGCGUGAGCGCCUGGGGAAGAUGGUCGUCGGUACGAGCACGCAGGGCGAUGCCGUCACCGCGGAUGACAUUGGUGUCGGUGGAGCCUUGACAGUGCUAAUGAAGGACGCGAUCAAGCCCAACAUGAUGCAAACCCUGGAAGGCACACCCGUGUUCGUCCACGCUGGACCUUUCGCCAAUAUCGCUCACGGCAACUCGUCCAUUCUUGCUGAUCGCGUGGCACUCAAGCUUGCUGGUAUAGACGAAGGAGACGAUCCCUCCCGCGUUGGGUACGUCUUUACCGAAGGUGGGUUCGGUGCGGACAUGGGUCUGGAGAAGUUCUGCAACAUCAAGUGCCGUGUGAGCGGGCUCGUUCCCGAUGCAGCCGUCAUCGUUGCCACCACCCGUGCGCUCAAGAUGCACGGCGGCGGGCCGGAGGUCGUCCCGGGCAAGCCUCUUGCGGAUACGUACACCAAGGAGAACCUGAAGACCCUCCAUGAGGGGACGAAGAACCUUGGUAAGCAUAUUCAGAACACAAAGAAGUUUGGGAUCAAGGUCAUCGUUGCCAUCAACCAGUUCACAACUGAUACUCCUGCUGAGAUCGAGCUCGUUCGUAAGGCUGCCCUGGAGUAUGGUGCCGAUGCUGCGGUCGCUUCCAACCACUGGGCGCAAGGCGGUCUGGGAGCUAUUGAUCUCGCCAAGGCCGUUGUGGAUGCUUGCGAGUCUGGCGAGCCGGACUUCAAGUUUACUUACCCGCUUGACAUCCCCAUUGCCAAGAAGAUCGAGGCGAUCUGCAAAGACGUUUACGGUGCUGAUGGGAUUGAGCUUAGUGAGCUUGCCUUGAAGCAGAUCGAGACGUACACUGCUCAGGGGUACGGGAACUUGCCGAUUUGCAUGGCCAAGACCCAGUAUUCCUUCUCUCACGAUCCCAAGCUGAAGAACGUACCGACGGGCUUCACGGUGCCCAUCCGUGCUGUCCGUCUCUCUGCUGGUGCAGGUUUCUUGUAUCCUCUCCUUGGUGACAUGCAGACUAUGCCUGGUCUCGGAACCAGGCCCGGCUUCUGGGAAGUCGGCCUCGACGUGGCGACUGGCCGUGUUGUUGGCCUUUUCUGAGCUCAACGCUCUCUCCCACGUUCAUAUUCCCUCCCACUUUUUUACGACAGUGUUUCCUCACUUUCUUGGAUAGACGUGGUAAAAGGGUGCCUUCAACAGGUCUAAUCUGGUCGUUCAACCGCAUUGUACUGUAUACCA